CAAGCUCUCGUCGUGUCGUGGCGUGGCGCUCUCGUGGAGUAUAAGUUGGGCCGAAAAAUUUUCAUCUUUCCCCACUGACUACUGGUGUGGAAGGUGUGCGGGCGUUCAGUGUGUGUACCAACGUUUGUCGCCUUUAUUCAGUGUAAAUUGAUCCGAUGCCUUUUCUCCGGCAUCUUUGGAGUGAUUAAACAUUUGAAAUUAAACUCUUCCUAGUGAAAUUUGAGUUACCGAAGACACGGAAGGCAGUGUUUGGUUUUCGAUACAUCCUACAUCCCGGAACGGUUAAUCUUUGCGGCUGUGUGCUAGGACGAUCUUCGUGAGUAAGGAUGAGUCGACGCUUUUCGCGAGCAGAGUCCAGCUCGGAUCUGCUAGCCUUUCUGGACCGCGGACACUCAGCGAACAACGAAAACCGAUGGACUUUUGAAAUCGCAUGGGAGGUUGCCAACAAAGUUGGUGGAAUCUAUACCGUCAUCCGAUCGAAGGCAUUCGUAUCGACUGAGGAACUGGGUGACCAGUACUGCCUGAUCGGACCAUACAAGGAAGCAUCGGCCCGCACCGAAGUGGAAGCAUGCGAGUUUCCAAACAACGGCCCUUUGUACGGAGCUGUAUCGGCAAUGCGGAGCCAAGGUUGGAAGGUUCACUGCGGACGGUGGUUGGUCGAUGGAAAUCCUCAAAUCAUUCUAUUCGACAUUGGAUCGGCCGCUUGGAAAAUGGACGGCUACAAGCAUGAACUAUGGGAAUCGUCAAACGUUGGAAUACCUCACCUGGAUUUGGAGUGCAAUGAUGCUGUUAUCCUCGGUUAUACCAUUGCCUCUUUCAUUGAAGAGUUUAAACGUUGCGCUGAUCAAUACUCGCACGAUAACGAAUACGGACCCCCUCGUAUAGUGACCCACUUCCACGAGUGGCAGGCUGGCGUUGGUCUAAUCGCUCUCCGAACACGCCACGUAGAUGUGGCUACUGUGUUCACGACUCACGCUACGCUGCUGGGUCGAUAUCUGUGUGCUGGUAAUACGGACUUUUACAAUAACUUGGACAAGUUCCCUGUGGACGAGGAAGCUGGCAAACGACAGAUUUACCAUCGAUAUUGCUUGGAGCGUGCUGCUUCUCAUUUGGCUCAUGUAUUUACUACUGUUUCGGAGAUUACCGGAUACGAAGCGGAACACUUACUCAAGCGCAAACCGGAUAUUAUCACUCCCAAUGGUUUGAAUGUGAAAAAGUUCUCCGCUAUUCACGAGUUUCAAAAUAUGCACGCUAUGGCGAAGGAGAAAAUCCACGAAUUCACCAGGGGUCAUUUCUACGGGCACUUCAACUUCGAUUUGGAGAAAACUCUUUACAUGUUCAUCGCUGGCCGCUACGAGUUUACGAACAAGGGUGCAGAUAUCUUUAUCGAAGCAUUGGCUCGACUGAAUCAUUUGCUGAAGUCUCACAACCCAGAUGUGACCGUAGUUGCAUUCCUGAUCUUCCCUGCGAAGACCAAUAACUUCAAUGUGGAAUCACUUCGUGGACAUGCCGUGACCAAGCAGCUGCGUGAAACUAUCAACACUAUUCAGCAACAGGUUGGCAGACGAAUGUACGACACUUGCUUGAAGGGACAUCUGCCAGAUAGUAGUGAGAUUUUGACCAAGGAAGACGUGGUAAAGAUCAAGCGGUGUUUAUAUUCUCUACAACGUGACGGAAAUCCACCGGUUACCACUCAUAACGUCGUAGAUGAUUGGAAUGAUCCGGUUCUAGAAUCGGUUCGACGUUGUCACCUGUUCAAUACGAAGUACGAUCGCGUCAAGAUCGUUUUCCAUCCCGAGUUUUUGAACCAGACCAACCCUCUAUUUGGGCUGGACUACGAGGAGUUUGUCCGCGGUUGCCACUUGGGCGUUUUCCCUUCGUACUAUGAACCAUGGGGCUACACACCGGCUGAAUGCACCGUGAUGGGUAUCCCAAGCAUUACGACCAACCUGUCCGGUUUUGGUUGUUUCAUGCAGGAACACAUUGCCGAUCCGAAAUCCUACGGUAUCUACAUCGUCGAUCGACGUCAUGUGGCCGUGGAGGAGAGCGUUCAGCAGUUGUCGAAGUUUAUGUUCGAAUUUUGCAAACUGAAUCGUCGCCAGAGAAUCAUCCAGCGAAACCGUACGGAACGUCUGAGCGACCUGCUUGAUUGGAGAAAUUUGGGGAUCUACUAUCGUCAAGCUAGAAUAAAAGCAUUGCAGGCCGUGUAUUCAGACUACGUUGAUGAAUCGGAAAGUUAUAUGAAGCGAGCUAGUGAUUUCAACUAUCCACGCCCCGUCAGUGCGCCACCAAGCCCAAGCUCUUCCAGACAUACCACUCCGGCUCCAUCGCUUCAUGGCUCCGAUGACGAACAGGAUUCCGUCGACUCCGAGGAGGAAUUGGAAGAGCUGAAGACGGCCAAGUCACAUGACUAAAAAACAAAUCUAAUAUCACGUUAGCUAAAAUGAAAUCAUUGACACAAACUAUGACAGUAGGUCAACGGAUUCCACCCACUGCUGACAGUAUGUACUCAAUUGGUGGUUAGAAGAAAAACAAAAUAAGUGCACUCAACAGCACAACGUUAGAAAUGAGCAAAAAUUGAAGUGUUGAACCUUUCUCCGAUGCUGGUACUAUGUUGCAAUUUUAUUUUUUUUUUGUUUGUUGUGUUUACUUAAAUCUAGCUAGGGAACACCGGUUAUGAUUCAUACUUUUUGUGCCACACUGUUUCGUCCAGUUUUACCUUCUCUGCAGAUGAUCUACGACCACUGCUGUUUCUUAUUAUGUGUGUGUUCAGCCAUAAUGUAAAGCUAUGUUAUACUGAGAUUUAAAGAGUUUAUUUAGACUAAGCAAGCCUCCUGAGAAAAAUACGUUGAGACGAGUAGUUUUUAAUGCAUGAUAUUUCCUUUUAAAUCAACCAUCACCUAGUAGAGCUAAGGAAUAAACAGUCUGUUACAAAAAAAAA
Messenger RNA from Ochlerotatus camptorhynchus, 2941 nucleotides. RefSeq names its product glycogen [starch] synthase (gene GlyS). NCBI's taxonomy places the organism in Eukaryota, Metazoa, Arthropoda, Insecta, Diptera, Culicidae. The transcript has 6 exons. The coding region runs from base 327 to 2414 and encodes 695 amino acids. Gene Ontology annotation, cellular component: cytoplasm. The record is from RefSeq and is a predicted model, not a curated record. Gene Ontology annotation, molecular function: alpha-1,4-glucan glucosyltransferase (UDP-glucose donor) activity. Gene Ontology annotation, biological process: glycogen biosynthetic process.